Ctenocephalides felis (cat flea) is the source of this 1758-nucleotide messenger RNA. RefSeq lists its product as uncharacterized. The transcript has 4 exons. NCBI's taxonomy places the organism in Eukaryota, Metazoa, Arthropoda, Insecta, Siphonaptera, Pulicidae. The record is from RefSeq and is a predicted model, not a curated record. The coding region runs from base 1 to 1758 and encodes 585 amino acids.
AUGUUAGAUGGCGUUUAUGAUGAUGUUGAUUUAUGUUCGGGUACUGAACGUGUGUUCUGGAAGAUCGCUUGGAAGUAUUUUCAAGAUAAAAAUGUCGUAUCAGUUUUGUCGACAAAUGACAAAUCCUUGUCAUUCAGCGAAGACAUUUACAAGUGCAGUUUGGACACCAUUGUUCUUCCUGUCAAAUAUUUAAAAAAAGAAUGGAACGAGACAAUAGAAUACUACAACGAAGGAAUAUUUAAAAACCGCACAAUCGAAGGAAUGAUUUUCGCAACAGAAAUGGCAUCAUAUACAGAAAUCCGCAUAAAACUCAUCGCCGAAAUUGAUCAGACAAGUAAAUUCUUGAUGAUAUUGACAGACACUGAUCCUAAACAAGUCGAAAGCAUUUUGAAGUUGUGCUGGCACAAAUACAACAUGCUAAACGUCGCAAUUUUCUAUAAUUUCGACAAACUGUCGAAUGAGUAUAACAUUGGCAUGAAUGAGUCCUUCACGUUAUCCUUUUAUGAUCCCUUUGUCCUAAUUAACGAUGGCACAGAACGAGGACUUGUGCACGAGUUCAGAAUGGAGGACAACGACAGUUUGGUGCAAGAAAUUGUUAAAAUGAUGAAUAGACGUUUAAAAGAUGUCAAACAUUAUCCUUUAAGAAUCUGUAUGGUGGAAUCUAAUGGCACAGCAACUCCUAUUUAUCAUCCAAAUGGUACUUUUUACAGAUAUUGGGGACGAGAUGGAAGUAUGAUGCAAAAUUUAGCAAAAACCAUGAACUUUUAUCCUAUUUACCACCAUCCUGCAGACGACAAAGAUGUUGGUAAAAUUUAUAAAAAUGGUACGAUGACAGGUUGUCUUGCUGAUGUGGAAAAAGGUCAAACUGAUAUUGUGGGUAACAUGUGUCCGAUUUUGGAUUUGGGACAAAAGAAUUCUGAAUUUGUAACGCCUAUAGAAGAUAUUAAUUUUGCGUUUAUAACUCCAAAUAAUCCACCAAGAUUUGUCGUCACCUUCUUCAGCAUUUACAGCAUCAAGUUUUAUAUGUUGUGGAGUGGUGUGUAUGUCCUGGUUUUGUGCACAUGGUUAUACAUUCAAAAGCUCUUGGUUUUUCUACGAGCACCUGGUAUCCAGAGGCAGUACAGUUUCAUCGAGAUAUUCUUGUUAACAUUCGGCAACUCCAUGAAUGUUUCUCAACCUGUAAUCAAACCUGGUUAUGCGCGAUUUUUGUUCAUAACAUGGGCCUUGCUUUCGAUGAUAAACGGUUUCAUCUACGCUGCCACCAUGGUGGAGCAUCUGACCGGUGGCAGAGUCUCCAUGAAUUUGCAAAGGAUGCGCAAUUUAAAAGACAACGACAUGAAAAUUCUAGUUCACCACAGGUUUAAAGACAUCAUUAAGGACAUGGCGGAGUCUGAUGCAGCUCCUGAUUAUUACAAAGAUUUGUACAAAAGACAAAUUGUGGUAAAUACUACUGAAGAAGCUCUGGAACGUAUUGCUGAAUCAAAAGAUGCAGUUUUGUUCACAACUUUAGUUUUAGCGCAUGUUUUCAAAAUGCAUUCAGUGCACAAGGAAGAUUUGAAUGUCUUGAAUAGUGGCCCCCCUAAUAGAUACAGCUCCAAUUUGGUCCCUAAUUCAUCGCCUUAUAAACCAAGUUUCGAUGAGAUUUAUAUGAGAAUCAAGGAAUUCGGUUUGAUGCCAAAGUGGUCCAAUGAUGUUCUAGAUUAUGCGAUGCGGAAAAAUGAAGAAGAUGCAAAAGAUCAUGGUGUAUCUGAUGUCUAA